AUGGAAGAGAUAAGGGAGAGAGAGCGCACAUGUGAGCCGGACAGGAGAACGCUGUGCCGGGGCAGCCGCCGGCCGGGGCCGUGGCGGUGGCCAGCGGCACUGCGGCGGCUGCCGUGGCUGGCGCCGCCGACGCCCGCGGCCGCCGACCCGGUGGUCAGCGUGGACAACAACAAAGUGGCGCGGCUCGGCGCGUCCAAGCCCGGGUCGAGGCCGCGGCAGCUGCUCUCGCUGCCGCCGUUCCCGGCCGGGGCUGACAAGCUACCCGGGAGGAAGGCGGCGCCGCGGCGCGUGACGGCGGUCAGCUGGGUAAAGCACUACUUCGACGACGUGCCGCUGGAGGUCCUGCAGGCGCACUUCAACAGGAGGAUGGUUUGCUCAAAAUGCCAUAAUCACGAGGUUUCAGCUGAAAGCAUCCGGACUCAGAAGCAUCAUUUGAAGAAGAUUAAACAUAAUGACGUUAUGGAGCCUGGCAUGAGAAUUCACCUUCCGGUGUCAGUGGCUGAGGGCGAGAUAAAGAAGCGUUAUGAGACCAUUCCAACUGCCACAUUGCAUCCCAAUAAAGAUGAGAUUGAGUACCUGAGGAGGCUUGUCAUCUACAGGGACUCUGCUAUACUGAUGCUUAACAAGCCCCCCAAAGUGCCCAUGAAAGGAUAUUUGCCAGUACAUAACAGCAUGGAUGUGCUUGCAGCAGCAGCACUGCCAUAUGGAAAUGAAGAGGGUCCAAAAUUGGUCCAUCGACUGGACAGAGAAAGUAGCGAUUUGAUUUUGAUGGGUAGAACAAAAGAAAGCUUCACUCGACUUCACUGGCUUUUCACUAGCAUAAAUUUAGCAAGAAUAACUUCUCAGCUUCGAGUCCAUUGCGCUGAAGCCCGGCACUCCCAUCGUCGGAGAUUACAAAUAUGGGUGGCUUGUGCACCAAAGGUGGAAGCAGAAUCCCAGCCAGACUUUGAACCGUUCACUGGAGAACCGUACAAGCCGAGGAGGCCAGAAGGAUUGGAGGUUCAGAACGGCAGUGUUCUCUCAAAAAUCCCUUUGCUACACCUGCAUUGCCGGGAGAUGGUCGUCCCCAACAUUGCAAAGUUCCUGAGCAGCACUGGAGAAUGGCACGACGAUGGCGCCCAAGGAGAAACCCAACCUCCUAAGGUUCAUCGCACCAAUGCCUUCGCACAUGAAAAUUAG
Messenger RNA from Phragmites australis (common reed), 1179 nucleotides. Its product is annotated as RNA pseudouridine synthase 3, mitochondrial-like. Gene Ontology annotation, biological process: pseudouridine synthesis. Bases 1 to 1179 code for a protein of 392 amino acids. The transcript has 8 exons. NCBI's taxonomy places the organism in Eukaryota, Viridiplantae, Streptophyta, Magnoliopsida, Poales, Poaceae. Gene Ontology annotation, molecular function: RNA binding; pseudouridine synthase activity. The record is from RefSeq and is a predicted model, not a curated record.